GAGGAGAGCAGCAAAAAUUCCCCAAACCGUUUCCGUCUGUCUCCUGCACGAUGCCGGGCUGUGAUUGACGAGCGAACGAGAAGAAAACGCACCAUGGAGAUCCAAAAGAGGCUUUCUGCGUGUUGGGAGCGUUUUCUGGGGUGUUUCAAAAAGUCUGAAGACAAGCGUGAGGCUAAAACCGACACGGUGAUUGUGAACCGAGAUGCGAGGGGGAGAGAUGAAUCGGAUUUUCAUGCGAACAGAUCUUUACCGCCGCUGCCGGUGGGGGCAACCGGAGACUUUUACAUCGCCCUGUACGACUACUCGGCCCGAACCGACCAGGACCUGAGCUUCAGCGCCGGGGACACUUUGGAGGCGCUGGAUAAAAGUCCCGGGGACUGGUGGCUUGCCAAAGCCAUCACCGGAAUUUCAGCCUCCAAAAGUGGAUAUAUCCCCGCUAAUUAUGUGGCUCCUGUGGAGAGUAUCAACGCAGAACCAUGGUAUUUUCCCGACACGAAGAGGCUGGAUGCCGAAAAAAUGCUGCUGGCCGAAGGGAACCUCCAGGGUUCCUUCCUCAUCAGAAACUGUGAAAGUCAGAGAGGAGACCUCUCACUGUCGGUGCUGGACAGUGGAAGGGUGAAGCAUUACAAGCUGAAAAAGCUGGACAAUGGUCACUACUUCGUGUCGAGGAACAGAACCUUUGAAACACUGAAGGAGUUGGUGGAGUAUUACUCCAAACAGGCGGAUGGCCUCUGUGUGCGUCUGGGUGAGCCAUGCGUAAAGAUGGAGGCUCCGCAGACCCACGGUUUGUCCUACAACACAGUGGACCAAUGGGAGAUUGAUCGCAACUCCAUCAAGCUGCUGACAAAGCUGGGAGCUGGACAGUUCGGUGAAGUGUUUGAGGGCCUGUGGAAUGGCACCACUGCCGUUGCAGUGAAGACCCUCAAACCUGGUUCGAUGGACACUGAGGACUUCCUGAGAGAGGCUCAGAUUAUGAAGAGGCUGCGGCACCCCAAGCUGAUCCAGCUGUACGCCGUCUGCACCAUGGAGGAGCCAAUCUACAUCAUCACGGAGCUCAUGACCCACGGCAGCCUGCUGGAAUACCUCCAGAAAGAUAAAGGCAGCACAUUGCGAAUCUCUGACCAAAUUGAGAUGGCUGCCCAGGUGGCGUCAGGCAUGGCUUUCCUGGAGUUGCAGAACUACAUUCACAGAGACCUGGCAGCCAGGAACGUCCUGGUGGGCGACAACAACGUCUGCAAGGUGGCUGACUUUGGCCUUGCCAGGGUCUUCAUGAAAGAAAAUGAAGACGUAUAUGAAGCCAAAGAAGGAGGUAAAUUCCCUGUGAAGUGGACAGCACCGGAGGCCAUCAACAGUAACAAAUUUUCCAUCAAAUCUGAUGUUUGGUCUUUCGGAAUUUUGCUGUAUGAGAUCAUGACAUUCGGCAAGAUGCCGUAUCCAGCAAUGUCAAACUAUCAGGUGGUGCAGAAGGUUCCUCAGGGCUACAGGAUGCCGAGUCCCCCCAACUGCCCCAAAGUCUUGUAUGACAUCAUGAUGAACUGUUGGAAGGACAACGACCAGGACCGGCCCACGUUCGAGACCCUGCAGUGGACGCUGGAGGAUUAUUUUGACCAGGACUUGACCUCCUAUGACGAUGCCAACCGUUAUUAGCACAUCAGCCGGGCUGUGACGCGUAGGAAGAAAGGACUAAAAACACUCCCUGAAAACAAAGUCAGAAUCACCGGAAUCCAAAUAUGAACAUACGCUGCGAGCUAAUACCAUAACCGAUUCAAAUGUGAUUUAAAAUUCCAUUUAUUAUGGUCAAAUGAAGCAUCUAAAUUGUUGACUAUGUAACUGACAUGCAGAGACCAAACUUUGACUACAGUCUGGUCUUCCUUUGUUUGACUACUGAAUGCACUUUCAGACUGGCAGUUUACAUGUCUGGCUCCACUCCUGAGGAUCACUUGACUGGAAGAGGCUGCUUUGAGCAGAAAGCUGCGAUCUGACAUUCCCGACCAACCAGUUCUGCUCACGCCAAGCAUAGCGCACAUUCUUUCCACCUGCGCAACUCUAACCAGAAGACACCUGAGAGGAUUUUAUGACUCACGCUCACCUAGGGCUGCUUCGCUAAGAGUCUUUGUGUCUCGGAGUAAAUAGCAGGUGCUUUCAUCUUAGUUCCUUCCAAAUGUAGCUACCAGAAGUGAUGUUAGAUUAGUAGAAAACUUGUUGUUGUUGGAGCCAAAGACAGCCGCCAGAAGGAGGCACUAUAGCAAAGCAAAAUGACAUGUAUUAAAUUACAUAAUCACAUUUUUUCACUUCACGUUUUCUCUUUAGGAAACUAACAACUGAUACAAGAGAUCGUUGAACGAAAGAACACAGUCAAGUUUGUACAGACUCCUGUUGGUGUCAUCAUGGGAACAAAAAAAAAAAAAACAACAAAUGUGCACACAAAUCAAUAAAUUGUAAUUAUUAAUAACUACGUUAUGCCCUUUUAUUAAUAAUUUGCUUGCAGGAAUCAAAUGAUAGUAACGUUUUAGCAUGCACUGAAAGGGAGACUAACUUUUGAAUGAUAACGUAUCUUUUAAUGAAUUUAAAAGUUGACUUAAAUGCACCUUUUCUCAAGUCAGCAUAGUCACGGAUUUUGACGCUUUUUGCUAUGGCAGCUAGGGAUGCUAUAGUUGAGUGACUUUGACUCUUUUCUAGUUAUUCUAUACUACAUUUUACAUUUAUCUGUAGCUGUCACAAGUGACCACAGUGGCUGCUGUUCUGUAAAAGUCGCAGACUCAUAUCAAAGUUAGUUUUUAACUGUAGAAAUGUUUACAUGCAUUUUUUAAAAAGCUACUUUAUUGUAGUUUUUUGGGGAUUAUAUUCAUAUACACUUUGAAUUUUGUGCAAACAUAAUAUGAAAAGUUACUACUCUGUUAAUUUUUCAGCACAAGCUAUACUAUCUAUUAAUUUGUGUGCACUUUUUAUUUGUCCCUCACAUCUUCUGUGAUACCGAUGUCCCAGUUUUGACAGUUCCAGGCCCCAAACACUGUUUCCUUCCACCUCUGGUAGCUACGUCACAGCACCUCACAGUAAACUCACGCCUGUCUGCUUUUACACAUAACUAACCACAUUCUUCUUGUUUAUCUACGAAUGGCUUAAUAAUGGCUUGAUGACUGAACAAUGCGACGUUGGAUUUGAUGGCUGCUUUUUUUUUGUUGAUCCUGUUAAGACUGCUGUCAGAUCAGCGGGCCUCGUUCUUCCUCAUCAUCCGUAACUACAACACUGAAGGAGACGUCACAACCAAUCAGAUGCCUUAAGCGGUUGAACCUGGUGGUUUAACUCAUGCUCUAAUGAUUUUGUACGAUGUUUUUAGUGUCAUGAAUAAAUCCUUUGUAAUUGUACAUUAGAACCAUUACAGUGUUUAUAUGUAAUCGUAUUGUAUUUUAACUUAAUUAUCCUUUAUAAUUAAAUGAAUUCUGUUGAGUA
This is a messenger RNA of Stegastes partitus (bicolor damselfish), 3450 nucleotides long. It is a transcript of the gene frk, whose product is annotated as fyn-related Src family tyrosine kinase. The transcript is spliced from 8 exons. NCBI's taxonomy places the organism in Eukaryota, Metazoa, Chordata, Actinopteri, Pomacentridae. Gene Ontology annotation, biological process: protein phosphorylation. The coding region runs from base 94 to 1647 and encodes 517 amino acids. The record is from RefSeq and is a predicted model, not a curated record. Gene Ontology annotation, molecular function: protein tyrosine kinase activity; ATP binding; protein binding.